AGCAUAUGAUAAGUGGGCAUCGAAGAGCCGUCCCUCAUUGCAGUGUAAGCGACCGGGGCAUCACUACACGCAUUACGCAGACGACAGAUUCUUUCCUAUUUUUUUGAAAAAUGAGUCGUGUUAACCUUGACGAACCGCGAUGGGACCAGAGCACGUAUGAGGGUCGUGCUCGCCAUUUCUUCACUACGACGAAUCCGAUGAAUCUGCUGUGUACUCCUGCACAGCUGGAGAACGCCAGAGAUGUUGUGACGAGAUAUAGGAAAGGCGAAGAUUUGAAAUUGUCCGAGGAUGAGCUGUGGCAGGCGAAGAACAUAUAUGACUCGGCUUUUCAUCCCGACACGGGAGAGAAGAUGCUCCUCAUUGGCCGAAUGUCAGCUCAGGUCCCCAUGAACAUGACCAUAACGGGUUGCAUGCUCACCUUCUAUAAGACGACUCCGGCUGUUGUGUUUUGGCAGUGGAUUAACCAGUCUUUCAACGCUGUCGUCAACUACACCAACCGUUCUGGAGACUCCCCAAUCAGUGUGCAACAACUGGGAACCUCCUAUGUAAUGGCCACGACUGGUGCCUUGGUUACUGCCUUAGGUCUCAAUAGUUUAGUCAAGUCGUUGCCACCUCUGAUUGGUCGACUUGUCCCCUUCACAGCUGUCGCGGCCGCCAACUGCGUCAAUAUCCCUAUGAUGAGAAUGAAAGAGUGGAGGGACAAUGGCGUGGUCCUCCUUGAUAAAGACAACAACGCCAUUGGUACUAGUAAGGUUGCAGCAAAGUGGGGGGUGGCUAUGGUGACCAUCUCCAGGAUCAUGAUGGCUGUGCCCAGUUGUGUCUUGCCGCCCAUCCUGAUGAAUGUGCUUGAGAAGCGGGGAACUCUAAAGAGAAUGCCCUGGAUCUCGGCUCCUCUCCAGGUGGCUCUUUGUGGCUUGUGUUUGACCUUUGCCACACCUGCCUGCUGUGCGCUCUUCCCCCAGAAGGCCUCGAUUGCGGUGUCGAGUCUGGAGCCGGAAGUUCAGGAAAAGAUUCGAGCACUACCUGAUGCACCAGAUGUGGUGUACUACAACAAAGGACUGUAAAUCAGCACUCUGUGGUAGUAGUAGAUGUUUAAUUGCGUGAAAAUGUACUCCGGUGAUACAAAACGCAGAAAUCACAAUAUGGUGUAAAGGUUGAAAUAGAUAUAUUUGGAUGUAAUGAUAUUUCUCUCACUCUGUCACAUAACUGUGCACAUUACACCUGCAUAACACCCACAUGUGAAACCCAUAUGUAACACUCACAAACAAUGUACAGACACAUGCAAACUCAAGAGACCCGGAUGCAGCCACACAAACAUAGACACAUAAAUAAAUGCACACAGCAGGUGUGCAUACAGUCAGAUGCGCAUAUAGUCAGAUGUGCAGACAGUCACAUACGCACACAGUCGGAUGUGCAUACAAACAGAUGUAUGCACACAGACGGACAGAUAUAGAGACAGACAGCCAGAUGUGCAUGCGUACACACACACACACACACACACACACACACACACACACACACACACACACACACACACACACACACACACACACACACACACACACACACACACACACACACACACACACACACACACACACACAUUUUAGAUCAAGUGUACAUACUUUACCUAAUGAUGAAACUGAAUCAUUUCUCAGUUGUAGUUAUUUAUGUUAUGUUAUUUGUUGCCAGAAGAUCUUAUGGUCUUAAACCUCAGAAAAGAUUUACGAGAAUAUUUAUCCUUUUGUUGUGCCAUAAACAACAGUGUGCCAUGAAAGACCAUUUUUUAAUGAUAUAUAUUUUGCUUUUGUUACCUAUUGUAGUUGUUUUAACCAUUUGCUCAAGAAAGGUAAUUGGUCACACUGAAAGAAAAAUAAUGAGUAAUCCCACGUUGGAAAGACAAUGCCAGAAUAUUUUGUAUAACUAGCAGCAUCAAGCAUGUUACCUCAGGAAGAUUUUAUUUGUUAUUAUUUUUUGUUUUGGGGUUGGUAUAACAUU
Penaeus monodon (black tiger shrimp) is the source of this 1998-nucleotide messenger RNA. It is a transcript of the gene Sfxn1-3, whose product is annotated as sideroflexin-1-like. Gene Ontology annotation, molecular function: monoatomic ion transmembrane transporter activity. Gene Ontology annotation, biological process: monoatomic ion transport; serine import into mitochondrion. The coding region runs from base 111 to 1064 and encodes 317 amino acids. The record is from RefSeq and is a predicted model, not a curated record. Lineage: Eukaryota; Metazoa; Arthropoda; Malacostraca; Decapoda; Penaeidae. The transcript is spliced from 9 exons. Gene Ontology annotation, cellular component: mitochondrial inner membrane.